Molecule: messenger RNA, 888 nt
Organism: Paramacrobiotus metropolitanus
Lineage: Eukaryota; Metazoa; Tardigrada; Eutardigrada; Parachela; Macrobiotidae
Product: V-type proton ATPase subunit G-like
Exons: 2
Coding region: 171-521 (116 amino acids)
Biological process (GO): proton transmembrane transport
Cellular component (GO): vacuolar proton-transporting V-type ATPase complex
Molecular function (GO): proton-transporting ATPase activity, rotational mechanism
Source: RefSeq, a predicted model, not a curated record
GACAAAACAAGAUUUCACACAGCAAAAUUGUCACGGUUUUUCGUCAGUGGGAAGUGUGGAAGCUGCUUGCUGCGUUUUUCGGGCAUCCUUUUCUUUUCCAGUAAAUAAAUUUUCACCCUAUUCAGUUGUGAAAUCGAAAGACGAGCGAAACUGAGUUCGUGUUUAGGAGAAUGGCCACUCAAACGCAAGGUAUUCAGCAGCUUUUAGCGGCAGAGAAGAAGGCCGCAGACAAGGUUGCGGAAGCUCGAAAGCGCAAAGCACGUCGUCUAAAGCAGGCCAAGGAAGAGGCACAAGCUGAAAUCGAAAAGUAUCGCGAAGAACGUGAACGAGCAUUCAAGGAGUAUGAAAGCCAGCAUCUGGGAUCCCGUGAUGAUAUUGCUGCCAAAAUUGAUGUGGAAACGACCAAACGAAUUAGCGCGAUGAAUCAGAGAGUGGACCAGAAUCGCGAGCAAGUCAUCCAGGCUCUGCUGGAUAUGGUGUACCAUGUGGAACCUCAUCUGCACCAAAAUUAUCGCGGAUAGAUCUGAUGUGUUUCUGCCGUAUUCCAAGCGUAGUCUUCUCUUCGGCAGUGCAAUAUAUUGAUCAUCGCUGUGGCAUUCCGGUAUAACUCAGUAAGAAAUUAUGACGAUAUGCGUGGUGCUUUGAAUUUGUGCUAAGUUGACGUGCAAUGUGAUGCUCAUAGUUAACUUAUAAAUUAACUGGCAGUUUUGAUUUCCAUUAUUUCAAUUAUUUCUCUUUACUGUGUUAGUUGUUACCUCAUACUUAUGUUUUAUCCUUUGUGUUUUUGGGCAGCUUUUGUCUGUUCGUAAGAAUGACUGUGUUACCAACUUUCCGAAAGUCAUGUGACACAAGAUGUUUCAGGGCGUUUAAUUAAAGUCGGCAAAGUUA